Molecule: messenger RNA, 1098 nt
Organism: Gordionus sp. m RMFG-2023
Lineage: Eukaryota; Metazoa; Nematomorpha; Gordioida; Chordodea; Parachordodidae
Exons: 1
Coding region: 1-1098 (365 amino acids)
Source: RefSeq, a predicted model, not a curated record
AUGGCUUUUAUAUAUACAAUCGAGUUCCAAAAAAGAGGUUUGCCUCAUGCCCAUAUACUUAUUAUUUUAAACGAUGAUAGCAAAAUUGAAACAUCUCAAGCCAUAGAUAAAUUUGUUUGUGCCGAAAUGCCAGAUAAAAUUCUCGAUCCUAAACUUUUUCAGAUUGUUACCCAUUUUAUGAUACAUGGUCCUUUCGGGAUAUUUAACCCCAAAUCGCCUUGCAUGGAAAAUGGCAUAUGUACCAAAAAAUUUCCGAAGGAUUUUCAAAUGGAAACAAGACCAAAUAUUGAUGGGUAUCCAUAUUAUAAAAGGCGAGAUAAUGGUAUUACAAUUCUUUCCGGUAAACCUACGGAUAAUCGUUAUGUUAUUCCAUAUAAUCGAUAUCUAAUGUUAAAAUUCAAUGCUCAUAUUAACGUGGAAAUUUGUACAUCUAUUAAAUCGGUAAAAUAUAUCUUUAAGUAUAUUUAUAAGGGCUAUAACUGUACUAAUGUUGACAUUAAUGUUGCUUCAAAUAUAAAUAUUCAUGACGAAAUUAAAUCACAUUUAAAUGCGCGAUAUGUGAGUGCAUGUGAAUCAAUGUGGAGAUUAUUAGAAAAUAAUAUGCAUGACCGCUCGCACGCUGUUAUUCGCUUAGGAAUUCAUUUACCUUUACAACAGCCAGUAUAUUUCACUGCUGGACAUGAAAGAGAUGCUUUAUUGAGAUCAGAAAAUAAACAUACUACUUUAACGGCAUGGUUUGAGUUAAAUAAGACAGAUCUAAAUGCUAGACAAUAUCUUUAUGGGGAAAUACCUUAUCAUUAUGUGUUUACAAAUUACCAUUGGAAACUAAGAAAAAAACGAUUAAAUGUAAUUUCGAUAAUGUAUUCCGUUCAUCCUAAUUCUGGUGAACUCUUCCUUCGAUUAUUAUUACUUCAUGUUUGCGGGGCUACAAGUUUUGAUUAUUUAAAAACUAUUAAUGGAAUUUUAAUGAGUACUUUUAAAGAGGCAGCUAUUAAAAGAAAUUUGUUAUCAGAUGAUAAAGAGUGGGAAUCAUGCUUAGAAGAGGGAUCAAUAUAUCAAAUGCCGUCACAACUUCGGAGUACUUUUGCCUUUAUCUGA